Molecule: messenger RNA, 1826 nt
Organism: Caenorhabditis elegans
Lineage: Eukaryota; Metazoa; Nematoda; Chromadorea; Rhabditida; Rhabditidae
Gene: Y18H1A.9
Product: Zinc carboxypeptidase A 1
Exons: 11
Coding region: 71-1552 (493 amino acids)
Biological process (GO): proteolysis
Molecular function (GO): zinc ion binding; metallocarboxypeptidase activity
Source: RefSeq, marked reviewed
AUUGUUCAACGAACACUUGACGCGCGGAGGGCAUCCUUUUGCCCCUCAUCACCCCCCAAGUUUUACUACGAUGAAGAUGAUGAUGAUGAACAUCAUCGUCCUCAUCGGUCUCGUCGUGCCAUCCGUGUUGGCACAUCAAAAAAAAUUCACAGUAUGGAGGGUGCAGCCGACGACCCAAGAUCAAGUAGACAUUCUUCAUAAUUUGUAUUUAAACGAUGUAAAGCUAGAUUUUUGGAAAUCCCCGUCGGAAGCUGGCAAGGAGGUUCAUGUGAUGAUAUCCGAUGAGAAAACUCAGCAGUUUAUGAAAGAGCUCGAUGAUCAUUCGAUUAAGCAUUCCGUUAUGAUUGAUGACGUUCAGAAAGUGAUUGUCGAGCAGAAGGAGAAGCGGGAUAAGCUUCGGAAACAAGUUCGACUGCAUGAUUGGAGGGAGCAGAAAGUUCAAUUUAACCUUGCACAAUAUCACUCGUUUGCUGAUGUUAUCAACUACCUGAACUCAUUAGCCAUCACUUAUCCGGAGCUUGUGUCUGUGCAGCCAAUCGGAACGACUCACGAAGGACGGCAGAUCCCGUUGAUUAAGAUCACCAACAAGCGUAACGGAGGUACGAAACGUGGCAUCUGGGUGGACGGAGGAAUCCAUGCUCGUGAAUGGGUGUCACCAUCGACAGUACUCUAUUUCAUUCACCAACUGGUCACCCAGUACGACAAAGAUGUUCAAAUCAAGCAAUUCGUAGAUCAACUCGAAUGGUAUAUUGUUCCACUGCUGAAUCCGGAUGGUUAUGAGUACAGUAGAAGUAGCAAUGAUCCGGAGAUCAGACUGUGGAGAAAGAAUCGAUCACCACCAAAGUGUAUUCAACAGGCAACAGGACUCUUCCAACCUCCCACAACAACCUGCUGUCAAGGUGUCGACCUCAAUCGAAACUUUGACUGGUUCUUCGGACAAGUCGGCUCAUCAACUGAUCCUUGCUCGGAAAUCUAUCAGGGAGCCUACGCCUUCUCGGAGCCCGAGACUGCGGCGGUUAGAGAUUUCGUGCAGCGACACCGUAUUUCGACAUUCCUCACCUUCCACUCGUACUCUCAAAUUUUGAUGUAUCCGUUCGGCCAUCAAGUCAGAACUUAUUCAAAUGAUUUGAAUGAUUUGAGAUCCACUGCCCUCUCAGCAGCUCAGGCUUUGAAUAGUGUCUACAACACGCAGUACAAAGUUGGAACCGGUGCAGAUACACUUUACCCCGCAUCCGGUGGCUCAGAAGAUUGGGCAAAGGGAAAAGCCCACGUCAAGUACUCAUUCCUGUUCGAGUUGAGACCCGAAGAGCAAGUUUGGGAUGGAUUCUUGCUGGCUGAGAAUCAGAUCAUUCCAACAGCUCGGGAAACUUGGGAAGCUGUGAAAGUGAUAGCUUCAAAGACAAUCGAGUUACCAUCAAAUAUGCAUAGAGCGCCGGCAAAGAGAUGCAUCGAUCAUGACUCCCUCUGCCCGUCAUGGGCUCAAGGCGGAGCAUGCGAAAAUUGGCCUGAAAUGCGGAUUCGGUGCCCAAGAUCGUGUCAAGUCUGCGCCUAAUCAAUUUCUAGAUUCUUAAUUUUUUUCCAAUUUUUUCAACAAGAUCAUCAUGACGAUUCUAGUCUCGUUACCAGUUUUUCAAAUUUCAAUUUUUCUGUGUCUUUUCAUUGUGUUUUUUGUGCUCCUCCUUAAUGUUUCGGGUAUCAUACAAUCGUCAGUGCUCGCUUUUCGUUUCCUGUCUGUAUUUAUUGUAUUAUUAUCUUUAUUACUAUUAUCAGAUUUUCGAUUUAUAUGGAUAAAUAUCGUAACGAUUUCGAUCGGGACAUCGGCAGUA